GUUCACGAUAGGGCGCGGAAACUAGAAGAGCAACUAGACCAGAUGGGCUUGCCUUCCACCUUGGAGAGGAACCGCAGAAAGCAGUGGAACGACGGCAGGCUGAGCGUCGACUUUGCCGUGCUGGGCUCCGUGAAAGACAGCAAGCGAGAGUUCUAUGGGACUGCUCUCAAACGUUACAUUCUCAACUGCUACGUGAUUUUUCAUGCAAAUUUACCAGCAAGAUCGCCACGAUGACGAUUAAGCUGCUUCGCAUGACAAAUCUACGAAGGGCUCAACAGCACCUAAAUAUGCGCCAAAUCUGUAAUGCAAAAGGCGCAAUCUUCUACUUCCCCCUUUCAAUUUUGUCGCUCUUGCAUUGCAAAUUCAUGUAACAGUUGAGAAUGUAACAUUUGAGAACGCCAGAAGUUCGAGGAGUUGCGUGUGUUUUUUGGGCGCUGGUUCAACACCCGAGAACACACCUACGUGCACGUGAAGCACGUGACCUGGAAGGGAGAAGUAGGCGAGCCUGGGGCUUCAGAACAACGAGCCGGGCGGCAAGUUGGGAACAGCCCCAACUUUAUUGCCGGUGUGCUUUCUGUCGGGACACUGGCGGCUCUGCAGCAGACGUCGUUGUGGAAGGAAAACGAAACGAAGUACGACGCCCUGCACUACUUGUAUCUGAGUAAUUCUGUCGCGGCUUCGAAGCCCAGCGCUGCCACCGGAUCGGCCACUCAAGUCGCCGCCCCGGAGCUGCCGAGGGCUGGAAGCGGUGUUGACAUGGUACCCGGCUGA
Molecule: messenger RNA, 771 nt
Organism: Amoebophrya sp. A120
Lineage: Eukaryota; Dinophyceae; Syndiniales; Amoebophryaceae
Source: the annotation of a GenBank genome assembly